Molecule: messenger RNA, 3010 nt
Organism: Eufriesea mexicana
Lineage: Eukaryota; Metazoa; Arthropoda; Insecta; Hymenoptera; Apidae
Gene: AGO1
Product: protein argonaute-1
Exons: 13
Coding region: 150-2945 (931 amino acids)
Molecular function (GO): protein binding; RNA binding
Source: RefSeq, a predicted model, not a curated record
AUAAAACCAACUAUUUUAGUUAAUUAAUGCAUAGACACUACCCGUGAAGUUUAUUUAUGAAAGAAAGACAAUGUUUAUGUGAAUCCCAUAACAGUGCUUACCUAUUCUGCAUAUUAUAAAUUGAAUACUACUUCUUCAAAAUAGGAAAAAUGGCACAAAUGAAACAACAGCUACCACUUCAAAGGCCAUUUUUACAUAGUCUUCGGAUAACUACGGCUGUUUCCAUGCUUGGUAAAGCAUAUGGAUGUGGACAAUGCAGCGCACCUCCACCUGGACCCACAACAAGUUCUUCUGUUGGGGCAACUGGAGCAACUGGAGCAACUGGGAGCAGUGUUGUAGCUCCUAGUUCUUUAGGACUUGUUUCCACACAACAAACACACACUCCUCCUCAACCUCCUGAACUGCCAAUGUUUUCAUGUCCACGAAGACCAAAUGUAGGACGUGAAGGCAGGCCAAUUGUUUUAAGAGCUAAUCACUUCCAAAUAACAAUGCCACGUGGUUUUGUACAUCAUUAUGAUAUUAAUAUUCAACCUGAUAAAUGUCCUCGUAAAGUUAAUAGGGAAAUAAUAGAAACAAUGGUUCAUGCAUAUAGUAAAAUAUUUGGGACUCUUAAGCCUGUAUUUGAUGGCAGAAAUAAUUUAUAUACAAGGGACCCCUUGCCUAUUGGUACUGAGAAAAUAGAAUUAGAGGUAACACUGCCUGGCGAGGGUAAAGACAGAGUUUUUAGAGUGGUGAUAAAGUGGCUGGCUCAAGUUUCAUUGUUUGCUUUAGAAGAAGCUUUAGAAGGACGUACAAGACAAAUUCCAUAUGAUGCUAUACUUGCUUUAGAUGUUGUGAUGAGGCAUUUACCAUCUAUGACAUAUACUCCAGUAGGUAGAUCAUUCUUUAGUACACCAGAUGGAUAUUAUCAUCCAUUAGGUGGUGGCAGGGAAGUUUGGUUUGGUUUUCAUCAAUCAGUUAGGCCAUCUCAAUGGAAAAUGAUGUUGAAUAUUGAUGUCUCUGCAACUGCAUUUUAUAAAGCACAACCUGUCAUAGAAUUUAUGUGUGAAGUAUUAGACAUCAGGGAUAUAGGUGAACAAAAGAGGCCCUUAACAGAUUCUCAACGAGUUAAAUUUACCAAAGAAAUCAAAGGACUUAAAAUUGAAAUCACACACUGUGGGACAAUGAGGCGAAAAUACAGAGUGUGUAAUGUUACGCGUAAACCUGCCCAAAUGCAGUCAUUCCCAUUACAAUUAGAAAAUGGACAAACAGUCGAAUGCACUGUUGCAAAAUAUUUCUUAGACAAGUAUAAAAUGAAAUUACGCCAUCCAUAUCUUCCAUGUCUUCAAGUUGGUCAAGAACAUAAACAUACAUAUUUACCACUUGAGGUCUGUAACAUUGUCGCUGGACAACGUUGUAUAAAAAAAUUAACCGAUAUGCAGACUUCUACUAUGAUAAAAGCUACAGCCCGAUCUGCUCCAGAUCGAGAACGAGAAAUAAAUAACUUAGUUAGAAGAGCUGACUUCAAUAAUGACUCAUAUGUACAAGAAUUUGGUUUGACAAUAUCAAACAACAUGAUGGAAGUUAGAGGUCGUGUUCUACCUCCACCCAAGUUACAGUAUGGAGGGCGCGUAAGUUCCCUCAGUGGACAGGCAAAGCAGCAAGCUGUACCUAAUGGUGGUGUUUGGGAUAUGCGUGGCAAACAAUUUUUCACGGGUGUGGAAAUUAGAGUAUGGGCAAUUGCCUGUUUUGCGCCACAAAGAACUGUACGUGAUGAUGCAAUACGUAAUUUUAUAGCACAAUUACAAAGAAUAAGCAAUGAUGCUGGGAUGCCAAUUAUUGGGCAACCAUGUUUUUGUAAAUAUGCUACUGGGCCAGAUCAAGUAGAGCCCAUGUUUAGAUAUUUAAAAGCAACAUUUUCGUCAUUGCAACUUGUUUGUGUUAUAUUACCUGGGAAAACACCUGUAUAUGCUGAGGUUAAAAGAGUAGGAGAUACAUUGUUGGGUAUGGCAACGCAAUGUGUACAAGCAAAAAAUGUUAAUAAAACGUCACCACAAACGUUGUCGAAUUUAUGUCUGAAAAUUAAUGUAAAAUUAGGUGGUAUUAAUAGUAUCUUAGUACCUACCAUUAGACCAAAAGUGUUUGAUGAACCUGUUAUAUUCUUUGGAGCUGAUGUGACUCACCCACCUGCUGGGGAUAACAAAAAACCUAGCAUAGCAGCAGUCGUGGCAAGUAUGGAUGCUCAUCCAUCUCGAUAUGCUGCUACUGUUAGAGUUCAACAACAUAGACAAGAAAUUAUUCAAGAACUUAGUUCAAUGGUGAGGGAACUGCUUCUUAUGUUCUACAAAAGCACUGGAGGGUAUAAACCACUAAGGAUAAUUCUUUAUCGCGAUGGUGUCUCAGAAGGCCAGUUUCUGCAUGUUCUGCAACACGAAUUAACUGCCAUUCGUGAAGCUUGUAUUAAACUUGAAGCUGAAUAUAGACCUGGAAUAACAUUUGUUGUAGUCCAGAAAAGGCAUCAUACUCGCUUGUUUUGUUCAGAAAAAAGAGAUCAAAGUGGUAAAAGUGGAAACAUACCAGCGGGUACGACAGUUGAUGUUUGUAUAACGCAUCCAACUGAAUUUGACUUUUAUUUAUGUAGUCAUCAAGGUAUUCAGGGCACAUCACGACCAUCACAUUAUCAUGUUUUGUGGGAUGAUAAUCGUUUUGAAAGUGAUGAAUUACAAUCUUUAACUUAUCAACUGUGUCACACAUAUGUUAGGUGUACAAGAUCUGUUAGCAUACCUGCACCAGCAUAUUAUGCUCAUCUUGUAGCAUUCCGAGCCAGAUAUCAUCUGGUAGAAAAAGAGCAUGAUAGUGGAGAAGGAUCUCAUCAAUCUGGCUGCAGUGAAGAUAGAACACCAGGUGCAAUGGCAAGAGCUAUCACAGUUCAUGCAAAUACAAAGCGGGUUAUGUACUUUGCAUAAUUUCUCUUUGAAUUUUUCUUACACACAUGCAACUAAAUCACAAAAUGAUAAUCAUCAUAUCUUGC